AUGGCAACUGCUCCCAUCUCUUCUUCUACAUCAAUCCCUUCUCAAACUUCACCAAACCUGACCUCUUCAACUACGACAUCUCUGUCUUCUGUUGUCCCUACCACCUUCAAUAUUUCUCAUAUUUUCCCAACUCCUAUGGAUCGUACAAAUUAUUCGUCCUGGAAAUCCCAAUUUGAGGAUGUUCUCGAACGAACUAAUCUUGAUGAGAUUGUCAACCUCGAAACCCGGCCGGAGAAAAAGUUGUCUGAUGGCUCCGUCAAUCAAGUGUACUCACAAGACAAGUUAGUGAUGAGUUGGAUCAAAGCAACGUCAUCUCUCUCUGUCAAGACACUCCUAAUUCCAUGCUUGAGCUCAUAUGAAGCGUGGACACUUGGAGAAAAGACCUCUCUCCUCUUUCCAAAACCCAUGUACGAUCCUUGA
Messenger RNA from Prunus armeniaca (apricot), 420 nucleotides. The record is from the annotation of a GenBank genome assembly. NCBI's taxonomy places the organism in Eukaryota, Viridiplantae, Streptophyta, Magnoliopsida, Rosales, Rosaceae.